Messenger RNA from Colletotrichum higginsianum IMI 349063, 183 nucleotides. RefSeq lists its product as uncharacterized. The coding region runs from base 1 to 183 and encodes 60 amino acids. NCBI's taxonomy places the organism in Eukaryota, Fungi, Ascomycota, Sordariomycetes, Glomerellales, Glomerellaceae. The transcript has 2 exons. The record is from RefSeq and is a predicted model, not a curated record.
AUGGCAACAGUAACUUGCAUGCUGGAGUCGGGGCGUAUCUUCAGAAUAGAGGCUGUACAAGCCAUCAACGAGACCAAGAGUUCCAGUCAGACUCUCUGCGUUGUUGAAAGUCGUCAUGUCGUCCAACAUGCUAUGAAGACUCGGCUACAGGAACUGGUUUGUUUUAUUGCUGUGGCCGCCUGA